This is a messenger RNA of Argentina anserina (silverweed cinquefoil), 1839 nucleotides long. RefSeq lists its product as uncharacterized. The record is from RefSeq and is a predicted model, not a curated record. The coding region runs from base 218 to 1537 and encodes 439 amino acids. Lineage: Eukaryota; Viridiplantae; Streptophyta; Magnoliopsida; Rosales; Rosaceae. The transcript has a single exon.
CUCUCUCUCUCUCUCCCCAGUCCACCUUACUUCUUCAACGCCAUACAUCUUUCAUUAUUAUUAUUUCCACCUCUGACCCCCACCUCCCUCUGCUCCCUUCUCUCUCUCAGAAGCCCUGCCCCAUUAUUGUUCUUCUUUGAGAAUAAUGCGGAAAGAUCACCGCCUGUAAUAACAAGUAUUUGCUUGGUUGAUCAGGGGGUGUUAGCUCUGUUUGUUAAUGAUGGAAGGGAUCAAAGGCUUGGGAGGAGGAGGAGGAGGAGGAGGAGGUAAGGUUGAUGUUGGGGUUGGCAAUGGCGAACAGAUUGUUAUACAGGAUCAAGACAUGGGUGAUGGAAUGCAGUGCAGUGACCAUCCUUUCAGAAACAACCCAGGUGGGAUCUGCGCUUUCUGUCUCCAAGAGAAGCUCGGCAAGCUCGUAUCUUCUUCCUUCCCUCUCCCUGUUCGUAACUCCGCUUCUUCUUCAUCUUCUCCUUCUUUUAGAUCUGACAUCACCGGCACGGCCAGUGCCGCCGGCGGUGUAAGUACUGUAGCCGGUCCUUCGUCGACCUCGCUGUCGCUAUCGCUUUCUGUUCGGUCCAAACCAAACGGGGAGUCUUUUCAUCACGACGAGUUUUACACACGGCGGGCAAGGAUGUCGUUUCUCCUGGCCAGGAAGAAGAAGAAGGUGACUGCCAGUGGGUCUGAGAAUAGUCACGGCCGCGCGGCGGAUAUGGUUUUUAAGAGGAGCAAGUCGACCACGACGCCGAGGAGGGGUCAUUUCAUGGAUGCUGCUGAUGAGUUUAGCCCCAGAAAAAGAAAUGGGUUCUGGUCGUUUCUCUACCAACACCAUCACCACCACAAAACUUCCAAGAAAAUCGAUAGCAAGAGCUUCCGAGACAACUCCAAGAUAUCUUCUUCCUCGUCUUUCGCAUCUUCGGCGACAACAACUACAGCAGCUGGGAGGGACAAGUCUUUGGGUUCUUCUCUGAGGAAUAAAGCUGAGACCGAGGUUGAAGACGACAGCAGCCCCAACAGCCAAGCCACAGCCUCAGCUUCAGCCUCUUCGUUCGAGCGGAAGGUCUCCAGAUCCAGAUCUGUGGGCUGCGGCAGCCGGAGCUUCUCCGGCGACUUCUUCGAGCGGAUCUCGACAGGUUUCGGCGACUGCACUCUAAGAAGGGUCGAGUCUCAAAGAGAGGGCAAGCCCAAACACUCGUCAUCUUCAGCGGUUCGCAACGGCGCCGAGCGUGUCAAAUGUGGCGGGCUUUUUAGUGGGUUCAUGAUGACUUCAUCUUCUUCAUCCUCUUCGUCGUCCUCGUAUUGGGUUUCCUCAGCCGAAGACAUGAACGGGAAAGCAAUGCCUGGUGGUCCCGGGGUUCUAGUCCACGGCGGCAGAAGCAGAAGCAGCUGGGGUUGGGCCUUCGCUAGCCCCAUGAGAGCUUUCAGCAAAACGUCUUCGAAAGACGGGAAGAGGGACAUUAUUCGACAAGCCAAUACUUCAGAUAAGAGCACCACCCCUAACCUGUCUGCAAUUCCUUCCUUGCUAUCUGUCAGAGGUUGAAGAAGAUUAUACACAUUAAAUGUCUCUUCAUUAAUUUAAACCACCUGUUUAUUACUAUGUUCAUUUAUCUUUAAUUUCUUGGUCUAUGGUCUCUAUUCCAUUAGUGAUAAAUACCAUGUAACACAGUGCCAUGAACAGUCUUGUUAAUUUUCUGGGUUUUUUAUUAGACUCAAAAAUGGAGAGUGAAGUGGGUAGUGGGUGGAUCAGUUAAAGAGAUGCAGAUUUUGAAGAAGAUGAUGAUGUUGACCCAUCUUUUUUUGUUGUAUCGGAACUUGUAUUAUUAUAUAUUAAAUCUUUUGUAA